UCACCGGAAAGCCAUGUUUUGGCUCAGUAUUCAACUAGAAUGGGGAGAAUCAGGUUGAUAUUCUUGUGGUUCGUGGUGGUUGACAAAAGCUUUUGUGCAACCAUUCCACUUGGUGAUGAAGAUGUGCACAAGGAACUUUGUCUUACGAAGACUUGCAUUCAAUUGACCAGCCAACUUUUCGACAACAUGAACCUAAACGCUGAUCCAUGCCAUGAUUUCUACGAGUUCACUUGUGGUAAUUUUGUACGCACCAAAGAGAUCCCUGAGCACAAAGGUCUGGUCGACGGGUUUGAAAGGGUCAAUAAUUUGUUUGAACAACAAGGAAAAGCUCUCUUGGAAAAAGAACAAUCCGAAGGAGAUUGGGAGAUCUUCAAGCAUUUCCGAACUCACUAUAAGGCUUGCAUGAAUGAAUCGGCCAUUGAGGAGAAGAGUUUGACCUUGAUCAAGACCAAGCUGGAAUCAUUGGGAGGUUGGCCGAUUCUGAAAGGAGAAGAUUGGUCGGACGAAGAUUUCUAUUUGGAAGAUUAUCUUGUGACAGCAAUUCAAGAGGGUUUCCGCUCUUUUUCCUUGUUUGAGAUAUCCGUAGAAAUUGAUGAAAAGACCAAUGACAGCCAUGUGAUCAAGCUCGAUCAAGCUAUGUUCGGAAUUAGUAGGGAGUUUCUAGCACAGGGUCGUCAGGAAAGAACUGUCCAGGCUUAUCGCAAAUACAUGAAUGAAACGGCCCAACAUUUCGGAGUUAAAUCUGAAAAUCUGGACGAAUUAGACAAAGUCCUUGAUUUGGAAAUAGAAUUGGCUGGCAUUGCUCUCAGUCGAGAGAAUCGAAGCAAUCCUAUUCUUCGUUAUAAUGAGUUUAUUGCUGAAGAAAUCCCAUCCACGAUUGUCCCUUCUUGGCCUCAGCUGAUGCAAAAGAUAUUCCAAAAUGAAACCAUUACUGGAGAGGAGAAAGUGGUCAUUAAAGAUCUGGAUUACUUUCGCAACUUGGAAAGUGUCCUUGAAGGGUACAGUCGGCGGAACUUGGCUAACUUUCUUGGAUGGACAAUGAUCAAAAAUUUGGAUUCCUAUUUGGACUCCUUCAUUUUGGACAAGAAACAAGAAUUAGAAGCAAUUUUGAAAGGGAAGAAGUCACAACCUCUUCGAUGGAAAAGAUGUGUCAAGGCUGUCGGGUUUAACAAUUACGAUCCCAAAUCCUUCCAAAUCGGUGUGGGAAGCAUGCACGUCCUAGAGUACUUCCCUCCCAAGGCCAAAGAGAUCGUGGAGGACAUGUUGAGGAGGAUUCGGGCCACAUUCUCCGAUCUCAUUGUCAAUUCCAAUUGGAUGGAUGACGCAACCAUUGGCGAAGCUCAAGCCAAAUUGGACCGGAUGGACCAAAUGAUAGGAUAUCCGGAUGAGUUGUUAGACGAGGAGAAGGUCACGAGUCUUUACGAAGGCUUAGAGGUGUCUGACGAUCAGUACCUGCAAAAUCAUUUGACCGCAACUAAGAUAUACGACAAGAUAAAACGGCAAAGGCUUCGCAAACCUGCUUCGGAAUUCAAAUGGACUUCCAUGAGUACUUCUGCUUUGGUAAAUGCACUUUACGAAUGGGAAAUCAACGCCAUGCUCUUCAAUGCGGCCUUUCUUCAAGAUGUUUUCUUUCAAACUGAGGCUCCUAUGUACAAGAACUAUGGGGCAGUGGGUGUGGCUAUUGGUCACGAGAUCACACAUGGAUUUGACAAUAGCGGUCGGAAGUUUGACCUUGACGGUAAACUCAGGAAUUGGUGGACCAACGACACAGACAAAGCCUUUGAUGUCAAAAAAGAGUGCCUGGUUGAUCUGUACGAAGGCUUUGAAGUGAAACAAGUUGGCAAGAAUGUCAAUGGACGUUUGACUUUGGGAGAGAAUAUUGCCGAUUUUGGUGGCGUGCGCUCUUCUCACAUGGCAUUUGAGAAAUACUUGACCGAAAAUAAUGAAACACAGGUCUUGCCCGGUCUACCGUUCACCCCUUUGCAACUGUAUUGGAUCUUCUUUGGACAGUCUUGGUGCACUGUCGCUCGAGAUGAGAAGAUCAGGGACAAUCUGUUAAAUGACGAUCAUUCGCCUCCCCAAUUCCGGAUCAACGGGCCCUUAUCGAACUAUGAAGGCUUUGCCAAGGACUUUGGAUGUAAGCCAAGUGAUCAGAUGGUCCAAGAAACCCAAUGCCGAAUCUGGUAACUUGAAAUGAUAAUCUUUGGGCAGGAAUCAAUUGAAUAAAUAAACACCCGACAAUUUGGGCAAUGGCAGUCGUGA
Tigriopus californicus is the source of this 2262-nucleotide messenger RNA. Its product is annotated as neprilysin-2-like. Gene Ontology annotation, biological process: protein processing. Gene Ontology annotation, molecular function: metalloendopeptidase activity. Lineage: Eukaryota; Metazoa; Arthropoda; Copepoda; Harpacticoida; Harpacticidae. The record is from RefSeq and is a predicted model, not a curated record. Gene Ontology annotation, cellular component: plasma membrane. The transcript is spliced from 3 exons. The coding region runs from base 40 to 2187 and encodes 715 amino acids.